This is a messenger RNA of Colletotrichum navitas, 1122 nucleotides long. RefSeq lists its product as uncharacterized. The transcript is spliced from 2 exons. Lineage: Eukaryota; Fungi; Ascomycota; Sordariomycetes; Glomerellales; Glomerellaceae. The record is from RefSeq and is a predicted model, not a curated record. Bases 265 to 1080 code for a protein of 271 amino acids.
UCUUCGUCUUCCGGCCGUUUCAUCGCAUCAUUCUGUUGGUGCCAAGACCCUCAUUGGCCUGUGCAUGUUUGUUUAGCCUCGGACCUUGGCUUCGUCUCCUCCAAUUAGAUAAACACAUCACAUGCACCCAAGAAAGGGGUAGGGAGCCGACGAGUGAACUGCUUUCCUGGCCGCCUUCUUUUUAUAGUUCACUUUAUCGUACCUACAUAUCUUUCCCACAGCUGAAGCCCGCUUGCGAGUUCGACCCAUGUAGCUGGAACCACCAUGACGAUCAGCCGUAAGAGAUCCUUGCCUGAGGCUGAGGUUGAGGCCGAGGCGAAGCCGGGCUGUGACGAGCCUACGUCCUUCAUUGACUUUGACGAUACUCCGCCGUUCCCUGCUGAUGUCGUGCCGCUGCCCAACGACGCAGACGACCUCGAGACGCUCACCGGAAAGAUCGGCGCCCUGGUGCGCGUCGUUUCCCGCAAAUCCAGCUUGGCCGUCUGGACGGCCUUCGCGGCGACGCCCAACCCCCAAAGGGACCCUUUCGCCAUCGCCAAGGCGGAUGCAGACGUAAGGGAGCUGCAAAUGUUCACCUGGUUCGAGGGGAACGGCCGCCGGCUACACACGCCCGAGCCGUUCGACGUGACGAGGAACGUCAGGCCGCUGGAGAAGCAGAACAACAAGACGGCCGCGCGGUACGAGGACAUGGCCUCGUGCGUCGACGAGGUCUUUGGGACCCAGGGCGCCACCAAGGAGAACGUGUGCUGGAUCGUGGAGAACCUCGACGUCGCGCUGCCCCUCAUCAAGUUCUACCUGCGGGUGAAGCGGGCGCGAAGGAACCUCCUCGGGGGCCAGGCGACCCUGACGAGCAACGAGCUGGCCGAGUACCAGACGGUCCGCAGGAUCCGGGGCGUCCUGGGCGUGAGGCUGCAGAAGUGCCGGAUGGACAAGGGCCCCGCCAAGCAGCUCAGGGAGUACGACGUCGUGCUGUUGCGGCGGCAGAACCUCACUUCGCCUAUUCUGAAGGGGCAGCGCGAGGAACAUGGGAGGACGGAGGCUGGACGGGAAUGUGCCAAGCGACAACGUUGUGCGGUGUGAUGAUGAUGAUGGUGGUAAUGAUGAUGACGAUGAUGAACAUUG